CACACGGGACACGUGUGCGGAAACUAAACCCCAAAAGACACGAACUCCAUCAACUUCGUGUUCCGUCCUCGCGUAUACGAAUACUGUCCUACGUAUACCAUACCGUACAAAACAAUAUAUGGUGUUAUUUUACACAAAUACAAACCAUAGCUUUUACGACUUGAAUCAUUUGAUCUCCUCCUUCAACGACGGUUUGACAAAUUAAGAUAAGUAUGGCUUAAAAGUUGACGCCAUGAUAUUAUUACGAGCUGCGUUGAAUUGACUUGUAUUGUUUUUUUUUUCUUUUCGCAAAAUCAUCUCUCCUUUUUCACGUAAUCUGAAAAGAGACCAGACGGCAUCCAUACAGAGCAUAUGGAUCUGUACGAAGUUUCAGUCUUCAAGAUCGAAACAGAGGAAGAAUCAAGAAACAGAACAUGUCUCUUCACGCCAUCUCCACCUUCUUCUUCCUCCUCUUCCUCUCGAGCUUCAGAGUUUCUGAACAGGUCCCUGCUUAUGUAUCCAGCGUUUGUUCUAACGCGACGACUUACGCAAGAAACGGCGCUUACUCCGUCAAUCUCAGGACCCUUUUGGCCUCUCUCUCUUCCUCCACCGCCCCCUACUCCGCCGGAUUCCAGACCUCCACCGCCGGACAAUCCCCUGACACGGUGACCGGACUUUUCCUCUGCCGGGGAGAUAUGUCGACGGAGAUUUGCCGCGACUGCGUCGUUUUCGGUGCCAACGAAAUCCUUAACCGCUGUCCGAGCGAGAAAGAGGCCCUGAUCUGGUACUCGGAGUGCAUGCUUAGAUACUCUUACAGAAACACCCUCUUGACCCCUGCAACUGGAAAUUGGAGCUUCUUGAUGAACACUCAGAUCUUUACGUCUCGAGAACUAGACAGGAUGAACAAUGUGUUGGUUUCGAUGCUGAGAGAUGCUGCAGAGGAGGCGGCCAAUAAUACCAGAAAGUUCGCGAUGAAACGCGCAAACUUCACGUCUUCGGAAUCGUUGUACGGACUGGUUCAAUGCAUGCCGGUAAUAUCGAGACAGGACUGUCGCAACUGUCUGAACCAAGCAAUCAAUAGAUUGGCCCCUAACAACACAAGGGGAAGAUUCAUUUCUCCGACUUGUAACGCAAGGUUCGAGCUUUACCAAUUCUACAACCAAACCGCAGUGCAAACUCCACUUCAACAAGGCAAAGACCAGAAUUCCGUGAUAAUCAUCGCUGUCAUUGUCCCGGUUGCUGCUGCUGCUCUGCUAAUUGCUGCUGUUUACUUUGUGCGUUCAAGGAGAGCAAGAAAGACUUAUGAUACAACAAUUGCCGGCGACUCUGGGGAUGAUAUCACAACUGAAGGCUCGCUUCAAUUCGACUUCAAAGCAAUUGAAGCGGCAACUGAUAAGUUUUCGGAGAGUAACAGGCUCGGUCAGGGUGGAUUCGGCGAAGUUUACAAAGGUGCGCUUCCGUGUGGAACAGAAGUGGCGGUGAAGAGGCUGUCGAAAACGUCGGGACAAGGCGAAAAGGAGUUCAAGAACGAGGUUGUUCUUGUAGCAAGACUUCAGCACAGAAACCUGGUUAGGCUGCUAGGGUUUUGUUUGGAAGGAGAGGAAAAGAUUCUCGUCUUCGAGUUUGUUCCCAACAAAAGCCUCGAUUAUUUCCUCUUCGACCCUUCAAAGCAGGGCGAGCUGGACUGGACAAGACGGUACAAGAUCAUCGGAGGGAUUGCUCGAGGGAUUCUUUACCUUCAUCAAGAUUCGAGGCUCACGAUCAUUCACCGUGAUCUCAAAGCGAGCAACAUUCUCUUGGACGCUGAUAUGAACCCGAAGAUUGCAGAUUUCGGAAUGGCAAGGCUUUUCGGGAUGGAUCAGACUGAAGCCAAUACGGGAAGAGUAGUCGGAACAUACGGGUACAUGUCUCCCGAGUAUGCGAUGUAUGGCUACUUCUCCAUGAAAUCCGAUGUAUAUAGCUUCGGAGUUCUUGUUCUGGAAAUCAUAAGCGGCAAGAGGAACAGCAGCUUCCACGAGAUGGACGAUACAUUUGGCAACUUGGUCACAUACGCUUGGAGGCUAUGGAGUAACGGUUCGCCUCUAGAGCUCGUGGAUCCGGCUAACGGAGAGAGUUACCAGAGCAAUGACGUGAUCAGAUGCAUACACAUCAGUUUAUUAUGCGUUCAAGAAGAUCCAGUGGACCGUCCGACCUCGUCAACGAUCAUCCAGAUGCUGACUACGAGCUCGAUCGCCCUUCCCGUGCCUCGCCCGCCCGGAUUUUUCUAUCGAAACAGGCGCGUGGCAGACGCACAGGGUGACAGAAGAGUCUCUGCACAGUCUGCAAGCAACUCUGUUCCUUGGUCUGUUGACGAUGAAUCCAUAACUGUUAUAGAUCCUCGUUGAAACUAAAGAUCUCUUCAAUUUUUAGGCUUGAAACAGAAAUCGGAAGCCCGAGUGCUUGUAAAUGACUUAUUUUGCUUAAUACGAACACAGAGAGGAUACAUAUUUGAUCAUA
Tarenaya hassleriana is the source of this 2475-nucleotide messenger RNA. Its product is annotated as cysteine-rich receptor-like protein kinase 10. Gene Ontology annotation, biological process: protein phosphorylation. Gene Ontology annotation, molecular function: protein kinase activity; ATP binding. Bases 414 to 2363 code for a protein of 649 amino acids. The record is from RefSeq and is a predicted model, not a curated record. NCBI's taxonomy places the organism in Eukaryota, Viridiplantae, Streptophyta, Magnoliopsida, Brassicales, Cleomaceae. The transcript has 7 exons.